Molecule: messenger RNA, 2438 nt
Organism: Camellia sinensis
Lineage: Eukaryota; Viridiplantae; Streptophyta; Magnoliopsida; Ericales; Theaceae
Product: Pentatricopeptide repeat (PPR) superfamily protein
Biological process (GO): RNA modification
Molecular function (GO): protein binding; zinc ion binding; RNA binding
Source: RefSeq, a predicted model, not a curated record
AUUUUCUAGUGAAAGAGUAUAGUUUUAGCAUGACCUCAAAGCUCAAUUACUUCACCAAAAAGUUAGGGGCACAACAUCACUCACUCUGUUGAUGCUUCAUAAGAAUUAACUUUCAAAAUUUCAAAUGUUGAGCAAAAUUUUGAAUUCAAGUUUAUGCCACUCUCAAUUCCUUCCAAGACCCUUUCCCUUCACUCAUCCUUGAUCAAGAAGAAAAUGGUCACCAUGGUGCCUUCUAUAUCUACAACCCACCUCCCUCAACUGACCCACCUUCACUCCUCUCCACAAACCAACUUGCCACUCUCUUCCUUUGAAAGCUGUAAAUCAAUGGACCAACUCAAGCAAAUUCACUCACAAGCAAUCCAAAAAGGCCUAGCCUCUGACCCCUUUGUGCAUUCUAAGAUCAUUGCUUUCUGUUGCAAACACGAGUUGGGCUGUAUGAACUACGCCCGCUACGUGUUCGACACAAUUCCACAACCAAACCUUUUCAUUUGGAAUACAAUGAUCAGAGGAUAUUCGAGAAUAAAAUUUCCUAAAUGUGCAGUUUCGAUGUAUGUUGAAAUGCUGGAAAAGAAUGUCAAGCCGGAUCACUACACGUUUCCUUUUUUGCUUAAAGGGUUUACAAGUGACGUUGCAUUACAAUUUGGGAAAAUGAUUCAUGCUCAUGUAUGGAAGUUUGGGUUCGAUUCUAACCUGUUUGUCCAAAAUGCUAUGAUACAUAUGUAUUGUUUGUGUGGUGAAAUUGAUAUUGCUCGCGGAAUUUUUGAUAUGAGCUCAAAAAUUGAUGUGGUUACUUGGAAUGCUAUGAUCUCUGGGUACAACAGAAGUAAGCUAUUUGAUGAAUCUAGGAAACUUUUCGAUGCAAUGGAGAAGAAAGGAGUUUUACCCACUUCGGUUACGCUUGUUUUGGUGCUAUCAGCGUCCUCAAAAUUGAAGAAUCUAGAAACCGGCAGACAGGUUCAUCAAUAUGUUGUAAGUGGAAAGGUUGAAACUAACUUUAUAUUGGAAAACGCUUUAAUUGACAUGUAUGCAGUUUGUGGAGCAGUGGGCAUGGCACUUGGGAUAUUUCAGAGUAUGAAAGAGAGAGAUGUGAUAUCUUGGACAGCAAUUGUGAAAGGGUUUGCCUAUUCUGGACAAGUUGAUCUAGCUCGAAAGUAUUUUGAUCAGAUGCCUGAAAGGGAUUCUGUCUCUUGGACAGCCAUGAUUGAUGGGUACCUCCGGUUGAACCAAUUUAAAGAGGUUCUGAUGCUUUUUCGCAAGAUGCAAAGCGCGAAGGUAGAACCCGAUGAGUUCACAAUGGUGAGCAUUCUCACAGCUUGUGCACAUUUGGGUGCCCUUGAAUUGGGGGAAUGGGUAAAGGCUUACAUAGAAAAAAACCAGGUCAAGAAUGAUAUUUAUGUAACAAAUGCUCUGAUUGACAUGUACUUCAAAUGUGGGAAUGUAGAGAAGGCAGUGAGAGUAUUCGACAAAAUGGCUCGAAAGGACAAAUUCACGUGGACGGCCAUGAUUGUUGGCCUUGCCAUUAAUGGCCAUGGAAAAGAAGCUCUCGACAUGCUCUCUGAUAUGCUUAGAGCUCAAAUCACACCUGACGAGGUAACCUAUAUUGGUGUUCUUUGUGCUUGUACUCACACUUGUAUGGUUGAUGAGGGAAGGAAGUUAUUCUGUAGCAUGACUAUGGAACACGGGGUUGAGCCCAACGUAGCACAUUAUGGGUGCAUGGUUGAUCUCCUUGGUCGAGCUGGGCAUCUAAGAGAAGCUCAUGAGUUUAUAGAGAACAUGCCAAUGAAACCAAAUUCAAUUGUCUGGGGAGCUCUUCUCGGCGCUAGUAGAGUUCAUAAAAAUGUAGAGAUGGCUGAAAUGGCAGCUAAACAACUUCUUCAAUUGGAGCCUGAAAAUGGUGCUGUAUAUGUUCUCUUAUGCAAUAUCUACGCAGCGUGCAAUAGAGGGGAGAAGUCACGUGAAGUAAGAAAAAUGAUGAUGGAUCGGGGAAUUAAGAAGACACCGGGUUGCAGUUUGAUAGAGAUGAAUGGUAUAGUUCAUGAAUUUAUGGCUGGGGACCAAUCACAUCCUCAAUCUGAAGAAAUCUACUUGAAGGUAGAGGAAAUGAUAGAGGAUUUGAAAUUUGCCGGGUAUUUACCUGACACUUCAGAGAUGUCCCUUGACAUAGGAGAAGAGGAGAGAGAGAAUGCACUUCAUCGGCAUAGUGAAAAAUUAGCUAUUGCCUUCGGGCUGAUUAGUUCAGAACCUGGGGUCACAAUUAGGAUUGUGAAGAACCUAAGAAUAUGUGUGGAUUGUCACCAUGUAGCAAAGUUAGUAUCAAGAAUGUAUAAUAGGGAAGUGAUUGUAAGAGAUAAAACCCGGUUCCACCAUUUCAGAAAUGGUUCAUGCUCUUGUAAAGAUUAUUGGUGACAGAUAAUAAUUAGUAAUUUCAUGUUUUCCAA